This is a messenger RNA of Penicillium psychrosexuale, 1293 nucleotides long. RefSeq lists its product as uncharacterized. Gene Ontology annotation, biological process: Mo-molybdopterin cofactor biosynthetic process. The record is from RefSeq and is a predicted model, not a curated record. Lineage: Eukaryota; Fungi; Ascomycota; Eurotiomycetes; Eurotiales; Aspergillaceae. The transcript has a single exon. Gene Ontology annotation, molecular function: 4 iron, 4 sulfur cluster binding; GTP 3',8'-cyclase activity; metal ion binding. The coding region runs from base 1 to 1293 and encodes 430 amino acids.
AUGGCUGGCUUGUGCAAGCGGAUCUUGUCUUGCCCUAGGGUUGCCCGUCAGUGGGGCAUACAGACUCGACUUCAGAGCACUCGCGCCGCAUCAAGACCUAACGCCACCGUCGUCCCUGAAUUGCCUCCUCCGCAUCCCGCAACUGAACCCUCCAAACCGUCAAAAUUCAAAUCCACGAAGCCCUUCUCCGAAUUCCUCACCGAUACCUUCAAUCGGCAACAUGACUAUCUCCGCAUUAGCGUCACGGAACGGUGCAAUCUUCGGUGUCUGUAUUGCAUGCCCGAGGAAGGCAUAGACCUCUCGCCCUCUACAAAACUACUCACAUCCCCGGAGAUCCUAUACUUGUCCUCGCUAUUCGUCUCACAAGGCGUGACCAAGAUCCGAUUAACCGGCGGGGAACCGACGGUCCGCAAAGACAUCGUGCCAUUGAUGCAGGACAUUGGCAAGCUGCGACAAAAUGGGCUUCGGGAACUGUGUCUAACAACCAACGGGAUCUCAUUACAUCGAAAAUUGGACUCAAUGGUGGAGGCUGGGCUGACGGGAGUCAACCUCAGCCUUGACACGCUGGAUCCAUUCCAGUUCCAGAUCAUGACGAGACGCAAGGGAUUCGAUGCUGUGAUGAAGAGCAUCGACCGCAUUCUGGAAAUGAAUAAGGUCGGUGCGGGGAUCAAGCUGAAGAUCAAUUGUGUUGUUAUGAGGGGAAUGAACGACCGAGAGAUCCUUCCGUUCGUGGAACUGGGCCGCGAGAAGCCGGUUGAAGUGCGCUUCAUCGAGUACAUGCCUUUCGGCGGAAACAAAUGGAACCAGGAAAAGAUGUUCUCAUAUCAGGAGAUGCUGGCUGUUAUCCGGGAGAAGUAUUCAACGUUCGAAAAAGUGGCCGACCACAAGAAUGACACGAGUAAGACAUACCGUGUUCCUGGCUUCGAGGGCCGCGUGGGAUUUAUCACGAGCAUGACACACAAUUUCUGUGGUACCUGCAAUAGGUUACGCAUUACUAGCGACGGGAAUCUCAAAGUCUGUCUGUUCGGUAACUCUGAAGUCUCCUUGCGGGAUAUCAUUCGUAAGGAGAAUGGUGGGAGCCCGAUUGACGUGGAUGCAAUGAACAACCUGCAGCUGUUGGAAACAGUACAAAACGCAGCACGCCUUAGCGACGAAGGCGGCUUGGUGAAUGAACGAGAACGUGAGAUUCUCGACAUCAUCGGCAUGGCAGUGAAACGAAAGAAGGCGAAACACGCCGGCAUGGCACAACUUAAGGAUAUGAAGAACCGUCCUAUGAUCUUGAUUGGUGGGUAG